CACUACAUCUUCGUCUUAAACCCUAGAGGUAGAGUCUCUCCCACCAAAAGAACCUGCGGCCUCCAUGGCGAAGAAACAGCGCGGCUCGCGCCAGCAGGAGGAAGAGCAGGUAGAGACGGCAGCGGCGGCGCACGAAGACGCUCCCGCCAACGCGGAGGAGGAGGCUAGGACGGAAGCAGGAGGCGUUGUUAGCGAGGAGGUGGAAGGGCAGAGCCCGGACGCUGCGAAUGGCGGCGUGGAGGAGGGGAAGGGGGAGGCGGCGGCAGAGGAGGAGGAGAAGGAGGUGACCUUUGAUGAGCUGGGACUCGACGAGCAGCUGAAGAGGGCUCUCAGGAAGAAGGGCAUGACCACGACCACCCCGAUCCAGCGAGAGGCCAUCCCGCUCAUAUUGGAAGGGAAGGAUGUGGUUGCGAAGGCCAAGACUGGUUCUGGAAAGACCUUUGCUUACCUACUCCCGCUGCUGCAAGAGCUAUUGAAGUUGUCCUCAGAAGGGCGUAUCCGGAAAUCUGCACCGAAUGCCUUAAUCCUGGUGCCAACUCGCGAGUUAUGCCAGCAGGUUUUUAACGAGGCAUCAUCUCUCCUUGAGUUGUGUACAUCCAAAGUGAAGAUUGUCCAAGUGACCGCUAGCAUGUCAGAUAAGGAUAUUAAACUUGCAUUGUCUGGACCCCCAAACAUUCUCGUAACAACCCCAGCUUGUGUUGCAACAUGCAUAUCAAAGGGCAUUGUCCAGGGAUCAUCUAUUAAAGAAUCACUUUCAAUGAUGAUUCUCGACGAGGCUGACCUCCUUCUAUCGUAUCGCUGCGAAGAUGACUUGAAAGCACUUGUCCCACAUAUCCCAAGAAGUUGCCAAUCCAUUCUGAUGUCUGCAACUUCAAGCCCUGAUAUCGACAAACUGACAAAGCUACUUCUGCACAACCCUUUUAUUCUCACUCUUACCGAGGUUGGUCAUGCAAAAGAUGAUGUGAUCCCAAGAAAUGUGCAACAAUUUUCGAUUUCAUGCAGUGCUAAGGAUAAGAUGCUUUAUAUCCUUGCACUUUUGAAGUUAGAUCUUAUCCAGAAGAAAGUUCUAAUAUUUGUGAACUCAAUUGACAUGGCAUUCAGAUUAAGACUGUUCCUGGAAAAGUUUGGGAUAAGAUCUGCUGUGUUGAAUGCUGAGUUGCCACAAAAUUCUCGGCUGCAUAUAAUUGAGGCAUUCAAUGCUAGGCUAUUUGAUUACCUGAUAGCAACAGAUGACAAUAAACCAAAGGAGGUGAAGGAAACCAACAAGGAAAACAAAAAAGAUUCAAGGCAGUCCCGCAAACAUUCGCAACAAACUUUAGAUGCUGAAUUUGGGGUUGUCAGAGGAGUUGACUUCAAAAAUGUUUUCACGGUAGUUAAUUUUGACAUGCCCCCGAAUCCUGCUGGGUAUAUUCACAGAAUAGGACGAACAGGAAGGGCAAAUAAGUCUGGUGCAUCUAUAUCACUUGUUUCACCAGAGGAGAAUAAUAUUUUUGAAGAGAUUGAACAGAUGGUGCAAGAUAUUGCAAAAAAAGACAUCAGCUGCAUUUCAUCUUUCCCUUUACUCACAAAAAAUGCCGUUGAAUCUCUACGAUAUAGGGCUCAGGAUGUUGCUAGGAGUGUGACAAGCCGUGAUAUACAGGAAGCACGUCGUCAAGACAUAAAGAAUGAAAUCCUCAAUUCUGAGAAGUUGAAGGCCCAUUUUGUGGAGAAUCCAACAGACCUUGAUUUGCUCAAACAUGAUAAGUUACUGAGCAACAAAACGAUUCCUGCUCACCUGCGUGAUGUCCCUGAGUACCUAAUUGAUCCCACAACAAAAGAAGCUAGCAAUGCAGUCAAACUUUCAAGGGCUGCUAUGGGUCUUGAUAAUCCAGGAAGGAGGAAAAGAAUGGGAUUCAAGGGGGGAUCAGGCAAAAGUAGGGAUCCCCUUAGAACGUUCUCUGCUGAGGGCAAAUCUCGAAAGCGAGGGGGAAAGGAAAGGGACGGAGAACAAGAUAGAAGAAAGAGGAGGAAGAAAGCUGAAAUCUAGUUUUCUUUGCAAGGAGAUCAUUAUCAGUUUUGCUCACUUCUAUGGACUUUCGAUUUGCACCUUGUAACAUUUGGAUCAUCUCUUGAGUUGGUGUUUUGACAAAGCUUUAUAUGCAAAGUGCUAUGUAUAACAUCAUACGGCAAAGGAGAUGAAAUUUUCUGUUCAAUUGUUGACUA
Molecule: messenger RNA, 2202 nt
Organism: Brachypodium distachyon (stiff brome)
Lineage: Eukaryota; Viridiplantae; Streptophyta; Magnoliopsida; Poales; Poaceae
Product: DEAD-box ATP-dependent RNA helicase 16
Exons: 15
Coding region: 65-2026 (653 amino acids)
Cellular component (GO): nucleolus
Molecular function (GO): RNA helicase activity; ATP binding; nucleic acid binding
Source: RefSeq, a predicted model, not a curated record